This is a messenger RNA of Gossypium raimondii (Peruvian cotton), 951 nucleotides long. Its product is annotated as agamous-like MADS-box protein MADS9. Bases 77 to 715 code for a protein of 212 amino acids. Lineage: Eukaryota; Viridiplantae; Streptophyta; Magnoliopsida; Malvales; Malvaceae. Gene Ontology annotation, cellular component: nucleus. Gene Ontology annotation, biological process: positive regulation of transcription by RNA polymerase II. The record is from RefSeq and is a predicted model, not a curated record. Gene Ontology annotation, molecular function: protein dimerization activity; RNA polymerase II cis-regulatory region sequence-specific DNA binding; DNA-binding transcription factor activity, RNA polymerase II-specific. The transcript has 7 exons.
CAUUUUGUGCUCCAUUCCUCACCAUUUUACAACCAAAAAACACCAAAGCAAAGAAGUAGAAAGAGAGAAAUCAAAGAUGGGGAGAGGCAAGAUUGAGAUCAAGAGGAUUGAGAACUCAAGUAACAGGCAGGUCACUUACUCAAAGAGAAGGAAUGGAAUCAUGAAGAAAGCUAAAGAGAUUACUGUUCUUUGUGAUGCUAAAGUUUCUCUUAUCAUCUUUGCUAGUUCUGGGAAGAUGCAUGAAUAUUGCAGCCCUUCUACUAAGUUGAUUGAUAUUUUGGACCAAUAUCAGAAAACUUCUGGGAAAAAGUUAUGGGAUGCUAAACAUGAGAAUCUCAGCAAUGAAAUAGAUAGAAUCAAGAAAGAGAAUGAUAGCAUGCAGAUUGAGCUCAGGCAUUUGAAAGGGGAGGAUAUCACAUCUUUGCCUUACAAGGAGCUGAUGGCUUUAGAGGAUGCCCUCGAGAAUGGCCUUACCUGUGUCCGUGCCAAGCAGAUGGAUGUUCUUGAUAUGGCAAAGAAAAAUACGAAAUUCUUGGAGGAGGACAAUAAGCAACUCAAUUUCAUUGUGAAUCAACAGCAACUGACUUAUGAAAAUGUGAGAGAGCAUAUGGAUCACCACGGAUACCACCGAGCUGCUCGUGCCGACUUCAACUCGCAGAUGCCUUUCGCAUUCCGAGUGCAACCGAUGCAACCAAACUUACAAGAGAGGAUGUGAUGAACAUUGUGAGGGAGUUAAGGGCUGCAGUUAUCCAAUAGCUAAAGCUGCCUAUAUGAGCUAUAAGCUCAAAAAUGGAGGGGGUGCUUAGUUUCUGAAUGAUAAUAACUUUUAAGUUCUACGAGUAUUCCAGUGUUUGACAAUCUUAGUAAUAUAGAUAUCAACUAUGAAUUUGAUAUUAUGAACAAUUAUUGUGUCUACUUUGAGCAACUUAUAUGUCUCUAUGACUUUUACCA